Molecule: messenger RNA, 1563 nt
Organism: Didymella exigua CBS 183.55
Lineage: Eukaryota; Fungi; Ascomycota; Dothideomycetes; Pleosporales; Didymellaceae
Exons: 3
Coding region: 293-1384 (363 amino acids)
Source: RefSeq, a predicted model, not a curated record
AGGUACGCGCGGAUCAACGGCUUGUUGGGGAGGGUCGAGCCAGAAAAAGAUGAGAGUCAUGCGAAACAGACCCUAGACGUGCCCUCUUGGCUGCAUAUCGCAGAGAAGAUUGCCUGCAGGACUGGAAUUAGGGAUACCUACGUGAGAUGUCGUUAUGAGUAAGAUACUUCUUGUGUCGCUCUCAUCGCUCCGUUCACCUGGAAUUUUGGGCCCACUCGGCCUUUGUUCACUUUGACGCAGUGUUCGCUUGAGAUCGUCCUGGGCAUAUCAGAUCCCUCACCCAGUAGCCAGGAUGGCGGAUACACAGCAGGAAUGGCCGGAUCGAAGGAACCAGAUAUUAGGGACAACCAUCAGCAUCGGUAUUCUCAGCACAGCGGUGCUACUUUGGCGGGUCGUAUAUGCGAUUCAGAACAAACGUAAGCUGUUGUUCUGCGACUAUUUGCUAAUCUUCGCGGGGAUAUUGAACCUGACAACGAUGGGUCUUCGUUUUCAAACCACCGCCUUGGCACAAGGUCGACACAUCGCUGACCCCUCGAUUAAGAAGCCCGAGGAUCUCCUGGGGUACAGCUACCAUGUCUGGGUCGGGCAAAUUAUCAACCUGAUGGGGGUCGCCGUUCUAAAAUUCUCGAUCUGCGCAUAUCUACUGGCUCUCAAGUUCUCUAAGGUCUACACGGGUAUCGUGUGGGCCUCGAUUCUCAUGGUCGCGGUUUUCAACUGCAUCCUACCAUGUAUGGGUCUGCUGAACUGCGUCCCUUUCGAAGCCAACUGGAACCGUAGCGUAACAGGCCAUUGCUGGUACAAGGGACAUACGGUCUUGACGUAUGCGCAGGGUGUUACCAACAUCAUCACGGAUGUCGUGUAUGUUGUGGCACCAAUUUUGUACCUUUCGGCUAUCCAGCUGGCAAGGCGGACGCAGUGGGGUCUCAGGAUUGUCUUUAUGCUGGGUCUAAUAGGAACCGUGUGUUCGAUAUUCAAGACUAUAGAGCUAAGUGCGCUCAAGAAGACCAAGGACCCAACCUGGGAUGGCGUGAACUUGACGAUCUGGAGUGCGACAGAGCUCUCAGUCGGCAUCUUAAUCGCGAGUCUGCCACCUCUGCGAAAAGUGUUCGACAAGAUGUUUCGCAGCAUGCUGUCGUCGACGUUCAUAACGAGAUCGAAGACGCCAAGAAGUAUACCACUAUACAACGUCAGCAAACCCUACAGCAAACCGAUGGGUCGCUCUACCGCAGACAAUGAUGACGAUAGUGAGAAGGACAUACUGCCUGGGAAUGCCGAUAGCGGCAUUACGAAGACGGUGGUACACGAAGUUACGAGCGCAGAAAGAAGUGAUGGUGUGCAGGCCCCCAACAGGGCUCACACCACGUAUGGGAAGAUCGGUGGAUAAAGCUGGAUUGUGCUCUCCCGGGGAGGGAUGGAGCGGUAUACUCUGGCGCUAUGUUACUAGAUAAUCGCGGUGUUUGCUGCAUUCCAGUCCAACAUUUGGUUUGUCGACCGGUAGUCCUGCUUAUCGGAUACGUCACCGGGACCGAGCGAUGGUAUGCAUCGUAUGUCACACGUCUGUCU